UCGUGCGAGGACUUGUACGACAACAACGAAGUACAUUCACACUCGUGCUCGCUCCUCCUAUGAGGGAUGUAACCCACAUGAGAUCUCCUCAUGUGCAAGAGGAGGUGGAAGAGGUGCAAGAGAGGCUUGUUCCAGAGAAGGUGGGGCAGCAACCGAGUACAAAAUCCUCCCCUGUGGUCGUUCCUCCAAUGAAUCAGGUGCAUAAGGUGCAAGAGGUGGUGCAAAAGGUGGUGCAAGAGAUGAAAGAGAUGCUUGUCAGUGAGAAGCUAGGGCAACAACCUUCUACUUCAUCCUCACUUGUGGUCGUUCCUCCUAUGAGUCAGGUGCAAGAGGUGGUGGUUCAAAAGGUGGUGCAAGAGGUGGAAGAGAGGCUUGUCCGAGAGAGGCUAGGACAGCAACCAACUACUUCCUCAGGCUGUAGGGUCGCUGACAUUGACAUGAGACCUGAAGUGCAAGAGAAAGUUAAUGUUGGGAUGCAUGACGGUGGGAAGAGUGAUAAUGAUGAUGAGAAAGAUGAUGAGGAGGAGGAAGAUGAGGAGGAUGAGGAUGAUGGUGAUGAAGAUGGGGACAAAAAUGAAGAUGAUGAUGAUGAGGACAGUGAUGGGAAGGGGGUGAAGCUGGGAAUACGAAUGUCGGUGGAGAUGGUGAGGAUAAUGGGGAGAAUAAUGGGUAUACGACACCUGGCCCAGGUGAUACCGCUCCCGAAGUGAAGAAAAGCCGCUCCCGGUGCCGCCGCAAACCGACCUCCAAACAAACUUAACUUGAACUUCAGAAGAGUUACAGAACGAAGGUCACCUCAUUCGAGAGAGUCCUUCUGCAAUUCAUUAGGCAGGGUAAAGUGA
Molecule: messenger RNA, 842 nt
Organism: Beta vulgaris subsp. vulgaris (sugar beet)
Lineage: Eukaryota; Viridiplantae; Streptophyta; Magnoliopsida; Caryophyllales; Amaranthaceae
Exons: 2
Coding region: 60-710 (216 amino acids)
Source: RefSeq, a predicted model, not a curated record